This is a messenger RNA of Seminavis robusta, 661 nucleotides long. Lineage: Eukaryota; Bacillariophyta; Bacillariophyceae; Naviculales; Naviculaceae. The record is from the annotation of a GenBank genome assembly.
AUGCCCAUGGUGGAUGCAAUGGAGGACCUUCAGAGAAAGGUGAUCCCACCCUCACGAUUUGUUUGUCCCAUCACCCUGGAAGUCAUGGUCCAUCCCGUUAGGGCACCCGGUGGCCGCUGCUUUGAGCGUUGGGCCAUCCUUGAGUGGCUCUACUUUGGCAAUGACUUGAAUGGUGGAACUCACCCGCUGACACGGAAACCUCUGUAUCCCCAAGACCUUAAAGAAGAGGAAGAGCUCCGGCAUGAAAUUGAAACCUGGAGACUCCAACAUGGAAUACCCAAGCCUCCGAGUCCAUACAAUCAAUACGACGACGACGAAACCGAAGAGGAUUUGAGCCAAUCUUCCCUGCUCUCGUGUACCCAGGAGCAAGCAGAGGAGCAUCCCACUUUGGCCGCCUCUCUGCAGAUCAUUGCACAAUCCUCAACCGAGGAAGGCUCUUGUGGUUACUAUUUGCUGCCGCCACGACUACUGAAAAUACGCAAUCGGAUACUGCAAUCGAGGGAUGCCAGGUGCCAAUUGCAGCAGGCCUCGAAUGCAGCGGAAUGAACAAAUGGUUGAGAGUCUCCUACUAGCUGGAUCUGACAAAAACUGUAACUACGAAUAGUGGAGGUGCGCUAUAGAUACCAGCAGCGCAACUUGCUUCAUAAUGCCUAAUUGUUCC